This is a messenger RNA of Lecanosticta acicola, 927 nucleotides long. The record is from the annotation of a GenBank genome assembly. NCBI's taxonomy places the organism in Eukaryota, Fungi, Ascomycota, Dothideomycetes, Mycosphaerellales, Mycosphaerellaceae.
AUGCCGCCCUCCUCCACCCUCAUCAACAAACUCAAAGUCCAACUCAAACUCUCCAUCUCGCGCCUCCGCAUGGUGCAGCAAAAAGACGCCGCGCUCGCCAAACAAGCCCGCCGCGACAUGGCGCAACUGCUCGAAGCCGGCAAGAUCGAAUCGGCGCGCAUCCGCGUCGAGAACAUCAUCCGCUCCGACCUCAACACGGAACUCCUCGAAAUCAUCGAACUCUACUGCGAACUCCUGACCGCGCGGGUCGGGCUCAUGGAGGCGAAAGAGGUGGAUCCGGGGCUCGAGGAGGCCGUGAAGAGUAUCAUCUACGCGGCGCCGCGGGUGGAAGGGGUCAAGGAGUUGGGGAUCGUGCGGCAGUUGUUGGGGGAGAAGUAUGGGAAGGAAUUUCUGCUGGGGGCGAUGGGGAAUGAGGAUGGGAAGGUUCCCGAGAGGGUGGUGAAGAGGCUGGCGGUCGAGCCGCCGGGGAGGGAGUUGGUGGAGGCGUAUCUGGGGGCUAUUGCGGAGGCUUAUGGGGUGGACUAUCCGCCUGGGGCGAGGAAGAAGAGGGAGGAAGAGGAGAGGGCUGCGAGGGAACAGGAGGAUGAGGAUGAUGAUGAUGAUGAUGAACAUAAUCCUUCUGGCGGACAGAAAGUUGCGUUGGAAGAGGCGCUUACGACGGAGGAACUGAGCAAGGCUACCCCUCCAAGGGAUCUGGGGGGCCCGAAGAGUCCCGUCUCGGUGGUGCCGCCGAGCCCGCGGACGGAUAACGUGAGGCCCAAGGUCAAUUUACCCGGUACGCCGGAGGGGACGCCUUCGAAGAAUAAGACGGCGGAUCCGGCGAAGGCGAAGAAUGUCAAUGGGGCGAAGAGAAGGGAUGACGGGCCUGGAGGCACGAUUCCGGACGUCGAUGAGUUGCAGAAGAGGUUUGCGCAAUUGAAGAGGUAG